Molecule: messenger RNA, 588 nt
Organism: Trichophyton benhamiae CBS 112371
Lineage: Eukaryota; Fungi; Ascomycota; Eurotiomycetes; Onygenales; Arthrodermataceae
Exons: 2
Coding region: 1-588 (195 amino acids)
Biological process (GO): DNA damage tolerance; double-strand break repair via homologous recombination
Cellular component (GO): nucleus; Smc5-Smc6 complex
Molecular function (GO): ubiquitin-protein transferase activity
Source: RefSeq, a predicted model, not a curated record
AUGACCCUGGAGGAGGCAAAACCAGUUCUUGCUGCUAUAUUUACUGUGAGCGCAGCGAUCAACACAGCCAUAUCGGCCUUUGACCUUGAGAUACGCAGCACUGCUCACCAGACACAGCAAUCGCGCGUGUACGCCCUCAUAAACACCACCAGUGACCCGAUGAUGCAGCUUGCCACGACCUACAGCGCUGAUGAGAUCGCCUAUGUCAAGCGGCUGCUCGAUGCCAUGUUUGAGUCCAACAACACCUCACGCUGCGAAGCCAUGGUCGUCUCGUCCAUUGAGGCCGUUAGACUUGCCCGUACGGGAGCCAAUUUGAACCGGAGACAGUCGGAGGGAGUUCCCCAGACCGGCACCGCGCAGCCAUUGAGCAUGAGGGAAGCCGAAGGCAUGCUGAGCCGUUUGGUAGCGGAAGGCUGGCUGGAGAGGAGUCGGGCGGGGUACUACAGUCUCUCACCCAGAGCAUUGAUGGAGCUUCGAGGGUGGCUGGUUGAAACUUAUAAUGAAGAGGAAGACGAGAAUGGGGAUACUCGCCAAAACCACAAGAUUAAGACAUGUUUUGCCUGCAAAGAAAUUAUCACAGUGGUAUGA